CCGCGUCUCUAUGAUAGAGCCGGCCUGGGAGGCGGCAACGGCGGUGGCGGCUGUGGUGAGGUGAAGUGAGAGGUCCAACUUUCUUACUGGACUGAGAGGUUUUGGCCGCGGAGGGUCGCGAUGUCAGAGAAAAAACAGCCGGUAGACUUGGGUCUGCUGGAGGAGGACGACGAGUUCGAGGAGUUCCCUGCAGAAGACUGGGCUGGUUUAGAUGAAGAUGAAGAUGCACAUGUCUGGGAGGAUAAUUGGGAUGAUGACAAUGUAGAGGAUGACUUCUCCAAUCAGUUACGCCCAUACUGUCCUCUACACCUGAGCAGAAGACAAAGAUGAUUCAUAUGAAUAAGCUCUGGCCUUAAUAUUAUUCAUGGACUUUAGAGCUGAACUAGAGAAACAUGGUUAUAAGAUGGAGACAUCAUAGCAUCCAGAAGUACUGAAGCAACCUAAACUUGAACUGUUUACUAAAUUCUAGAGCAGAGAACCCAGCAUGGGACACUUAAAAAAUGUUUAUUUCAUUACCUCCUUGGAUUUAUUUUUGUUUUUGUAACACAAAAAAUAAAUGUUUUGAUCUAA
Molecule: messenger RNA, 570 nt
Organism: Mesoplodon densirostris (Blainville's beaked whale)
Lineage: Eukaryota; Metazoa; Chordata; Mammalia; Artiodactyla; Ziphiidae
Gene: SEM1
Product: SEM1 26S proteasome subunit
Exons: 4
Coding region: 121-330 (69 amino acids)
Biological process (GO): double-strand break repair via homologous recombination; mRNA export from nucleus; proteasome assembly
Cellular component (GO): proteasome regulatory particle, lid subcomplex; proteasome complex
Source: RefSeq, a predicted model, not a curated record